Acanthoscelides obtectus is the source of this 423-nucleotide messenger RNA. NCBI's taxonomy places the organism in Eukaryota, Metazoa, Arthropoda, Insecta, Coleoptera, Chrysomelidae. The record is from the annotation of a GenBank genome assembly.
AUGUGCCUUUUAUGCAACAAAGUUUUGGGCAAUGACGCUAUGAAACCAUCUAAACUGCAAGAUCAUCUGAGAAGAUGCCAGCCUGAUAAAACAGAGAAAGAUUUGAAAUACUUUCAAAUACUCAAAGAUAAAUUUCAGAAGAGACCUACGCUGGACAGAAUGUUCGCUUCGGCGUCACAAAGAAAUGAUGAUGGUUUGCGGGCGUCUUACAAUAUCUCGUUACUUAUAGCAAAAUCUGGAAAACCGCAUACUAUCGGAGAGAAGUUAAUUUUGCCAGCCGUUGAAGAGGUUUUAAAAAUCGUUUUACACAAACCUGCAUCUGAUAUCAUUAAAAGAAUUUCCUUAAGCAACAAUACUGUUGAAAGACGUAUUGAUGAAAUGAGUUCUGAUAUUGAAAGCUUCUUAUUUGAUAACCGACACUAA